GCCGGAGGCCUGCUCACACAAGCGGAAGAGGAGGAGCAGCCGGAAGUAUCCUGAGCCCUGGUUGUUCCGUCGGGGUUUGACAGCGGUUCGGAGCUGUGAGAAGGAGUCGGCGGUCAUGGAGUUGGGCGAGCUGCUCUACAACAAGUCCGAGUACAUUGAGACGGCCUCUGGGAACAAAGUCAGCCGGCAGUCGGUGCUGUGUGGAAGCCAGAACAUUGUUCUCAACGGCAAGACCAUUGUGAUGAAUGACUGUAUUAUCCGAGGAGAUCUGGCAAACGUAAGAGUUGGACGCCACUGUGUUGUGAAAAGCCGUAGUGUCAUAAGGCCACCAUUCAAGAAAUUCAGCAAAGGUGUUGCGUUCUUUCCUUUACAUAUUGGGGACCACGUCUUUAUUGAGGAAGAUUGUGUGGUCAACGCAGCUCAGAUUGGUUCUUACGUUCACGUUGGCAAGAACUGUGUCAUUGGGCGCCGGUGUGUGCUGAAGGACUGCUGCAAAAUUCUUGACAACACAGUAUUGCCACCCGAGACUGUGGUGCCCCCGUUCACCGUCUUCUCAGGCUGCCCAGGACUCUUCUCAGGGGAGCUCCCGGAGUGUACCCAGGAGCUGAUGAUUGAUGUCACCAAGAGCUACUACCAGAAGUUUUUGCCCCUGACACAAGUUUAGUGUCUCUGCUCCAUGCCUUGAAUUCUCUUGAACUCUAAGAUGAACUUGGAGACCGAGUCAGCUGGUUGGCAUCUGCACAGAGCUGACAUCUUCCACCCUCCUUUCUGUUGUUGUUGUUACUCAGUUCUUUUAGGAUUUUCCAAUCCACCAGAGCUCUGAGCUCUUAAGAAUUUAAUAACAGAACAUCUGGAGGAGUUGUCUUCAAAGGUUGUGUUGCCACCUUAUCUGUCAGCAGUCACUGCAUACCUUUAUCUACAGAACACAGAAUCGCCUGUUCUCCGUGCUCCACGGCCUUGGUCCUGUGGACGGCAGGAUCCUGCCUGCUGUGGGUCUGCAGAGCCCCCUCCCCGCGUGGAGAUUUUGUCACAGGCAUGCUUCUCACAACCGCGCCACUCGCACACUUCGCCCUCAGCUGUCCUGCUGCUGACAUAUGGCCUGCAGCCAGGAUUACUCAUACCCCUGGGGAAACUUGGCCUCUUCAGAGCCCAGAUUCCUGUUGGCUAUUGCAAUUUGAAGAGAGGAAUGACUAGCAUUUCUCCUCCCAAAAUGACCACAGUUGUCCUAGAGUGGUUUACAGAAGAUAUUCUAGUAUUCUGUUCUCGGUCUUUGGCUUCCGCUGAAGGAGUCAACAGUCCAAGGUUUGCAUUUUGUCAGGUUCCAGAUUUGAGUCAGGCAGUCCCUUUCAGUCUGCCUGUAUCUGCCAUUCUGCCUGUAUCUGCCAUAAACCCCAAAGUUGCCUCCAGAAUACCUGUACAUAACCCUCAUCACAAGAGAGGCUGUUAAAAUCAUCUUGCAGAAAUAAAAAGGAGGAACAAUUAAA
Ochotona curzoniae (black-lipped pika) is the source of this 1484-nucleotide messenger RNA. RefSeq names its product dynactin subunit 5 (gene DCTN5). The coding region runs from base 116 to 664 and encodes 182 amino acids. Lineage: Eukaryota; Metazoa; Chordata; Mammalia; Lagomorpha; Ochotonidae. The transcript has 6 exons. The record is from RefSeq and is a predicted model, not a curated record.